AUGCAACCUGCGUCUAAAUUCGCACGGCAGUGUGAAGAUCGACUUCCCGGUGAGAUAUGUCACGCUCUCAAUAAGACUUCGUCAAUUCAUGCACAAAUCCAAAUGCAACACCAAGAAGUUUGUGUGCCAGGCUUCUGUGCCAAGUAUUCGGCGAAAGUCUCAUGUGCCAUCCUCAAAAAGUUGAUUCAAGUCGGUGAGGCGAACAAGGCGCAACCUCAGGCAAGUGCUUAA
Molecule: messenger RNA, 231 nt
Organism: Anisakis simplex (herring worm)
Lineage: Eukaryota; Metazoa; Nematoda; Chromadorea; Rhabditida; Anisakidae
Source: the annotation of a GenBank genome assembly